GUGGAUGCCCUACCGAACAAUACUGACGCACUCACACUUCGAACAAAUGUGCGUCGACUUCAAGUUUAAUCCUGCCCCGAGGCCCGCGCACCACAAGUACUGCAGUCGAUUCAGCUGUAUCUCGACGCACCGACGUAACGAGUCUGAAUCUCUAACAAGCGCAUGUACUGCCUGUGAACGAAUGCACUGGUUCCAGGAACUGAUCAGAGGACGACGAUCGCUGGAUGGCAGCGGCGGCCAUCCUGUGAUGAUCAGGCUAUUCAUGGUGACAUGCAUCUGACGCCUAUGUUACGCUUACAUUAGCAAUUGGUGCUGUCUACCGCCGCUCACCACGACGACUCGACCAUAAAUGCAGUCGUCCCUGGUAUUCCGGUCCGUGCUAGCGCUGUGCGUCGUAACAGCCGUCGAGGCUGUCAUUUCACCCAAAGUCUUUAUCAUUGACUACUACAACGAUGAACAGGACGCCUGGCUUGACAUACCAGAGUUCAAUCUUCUCGAGCAGAACAUCACUCUGCCUGGGCUGUCCAUGAUGUAUCCGGACAUCCACUGCACAAGUGACGGGUCCGUAUGCCAGCUGGUCACAGGCGAGGGCGAGAUCAACGCUGGUCUGAGCACAUUUGCCCUCGCACUCUCGCCAGAGUUCAACCUCACCCAGACCUACUUCCUCCUUGCUGGGGAUGCCGGAAUCAGCCCCGAGGUUGCCACAGUCGGAUCUGUCGCCUUCGCCCAGUUCGCCGUGCAGGUGGCGAUGCAGUACGAAAUCGACGCUCGCGAGAAGCCCGAGAACUUCACCACUGGAUACGUCCCACAAGGUUCCACUAGCAUUAGCCAAUACCCCCAGUACAUCUACGGCACCGAGGUCUUCCAGCUCAACGACGCUCUGCGCCAGCUUGCCAUUGCUCUCGCCAAAACGGCGACACUGAACGAUACCGCCUCGGCGCAGGCCUACAGAGCACAGUACACGAACGCCGGCCCCAACUUCGCGCCCGCGCUCACCGCACCAACUGUCGUCGGCUGCGACACCGCGACGUCGGACAACUGGUGGAGCGGCGCGCUGCUCGCGGGUGCGUUCGAGAACUUCACGACGCUGGUCACGAAUGGCUCGGCGACGUACUGCACGACGCAGCAGGAGGACAACGCCGUGCUCGAGGCGCUCCUCCGCGGGCAGCUCGCGCGGCGCACCGACUUCUCGCGCGUCAUCCACAUGCGCACCGGCUCUGACUUCGAUAGACCCCCGCCCGGCGUGUCCGUCGCGCAGAACCUCUUCUUCGCCGAUGGUGGUUACAAUGCGGCCAUCCGCAACCUAUAUGUCGCGGGCAUCAAGGUCGUGGAGGGCAUCCUCGAUGGGUGGAACGACACCUUUGCAGCGGGAAUCCCCCCGCAGAACUUCAUUGGUGAUAUCUUUGGGUCACUUGGAGGAUCGCCCGCGUUUGGUCCCGGGAGUUUAUUCAAUGGCACAGGCGCGCCGUCGGUGCCUCUCCAUUACAGCUGCGUCUGAGGCCUGUAGCAUUGUCGGAAGGGGUGUUCAUUACUUUAGCACUUCAUAAUCGUAGCGCAGCAUUUAAACAUUGCGUUUUCAGCCAUGAUCAGCUGAACGAAGGUGGCCAUGGGAUAGACGCCGUCUCUGUACCCUCACUUGCUAGAGACGUAGUCAAUCUGUACUGUGGAUCCUCUGAUGAGCACUCGCGAGGCAAUGACUUCUUGGAUACUCACCUCAAUUUGCUGAAUCCAC
Molecule: messenger RNA, 1732 nt
Organism: Rhodofomes roseus
Lineage: Eukaryota; Fungi; Basidiomycota; Agaricomycetes; Polyporales; Fomitopsidaceae
Product: purine nucleoside permease
Exons: 2
Coding region: 350-1498 (382 amino acids)
Biological process (GO): transmembrane transport
Cellular component (GO): endoplasmic reticulum
Source: RefSeq, a predicted model, not a curated record